Molecule: messenger RNA, 3741 nt
Organism: Chanos chanos (milkfish)
Lineage: Eukaryota; Metazoa; Chordata; Actinopteri; Gonorynchiformes; Chanidae
Gene: sorcs3a
Product: sortilin related VPS10 domain containing receptor 3a
Exons: 27
Coding region: 1-3741 (1246 amino acids)
Cellular component (GO): membrane
Molecular function (GO): protein binding
Source: RefSeq, a predicted model, not a curated record
AUGGAGUUCGGUUUGGGCUUUUGCCCUGGUUCGUACUUAGCUCUGUGCACCUGGCUCGUAUUAUCCUCUCAUCUUUUACUAAAUGGCAAGGCGGAGAUAAGUUGCUCAACAUGCCCGUUGCCAAUGUAUCUGAACGCGGAGAAUGUACAACUGGAUAAACGCCUUGACCCGACAGGGGCGAGGAAUCCUUUGAAUGGUACCUCUGUGGAUCCCGACCAAGCUGGAGUUCUUAACAAAAAUAGUGGAGUAGCCGAUGGACGACUGGCAGACGGUGUUGCCAAGGAUGUGCCGAAAUUCGGGAAGGAUACGAACGCGGAUGGAGUAAACUCGAAAGUGUUACCAAAGGGCACACUUCUGCCAAGUUUAACGGAAGAAUUUCUAUCUGACGACUCGAACCGGGAAGAGCUCGAAUUUGGAAAAACGUUGCACAGAGCAAAGCGAAGCGAACCAGAAUCUUCCGAAUUUACCGAGAGCGCACGGAACAGUGGCGUCCGUCUCAGCGGCGAACCCUCGGAUGAGCGAAAGACAUCUGGGAUGUCGCUGGAUGGACAGGGACUGAGGUCCGAAAUCCGCUAUAUCAGGGAUGAUGGUAAAGUGUCAAAUUCCAGGCAAGAGGAACCCAGGCUGGUCAGCUCCACUUUCGCCUUGGCGGGAGACUCUGCUCAUACCCACGCCGUCGUUUACUGGACCGGCCGAAACAGCAGUGUCAUUCUAAUUCUGACUAAACUCUACGACUUUCACCUGGGCAGUGUGACAGAGAGCACUCUGUGGAGGUCAACAGAUUAUGGAACAACAUACGAAAAACUGAAUGAUAAAGUGGGAGUGAAGACCGUGCUGAGUUACCUCUACGUCUGCCCAAGCAAUAAGAGAAAGAUAAUGGUACUGACUGAUCCAGAGUUUGAAAGCAGUGUGCUGAUCAGCUCAGAUGAAGGUGCCAGUUAUCAGAAGUAUCGUCUGAGCUUCUAUGUCCUAAGCCUGCUCUUCCACCCCUCGCAGGAGGACUGGGUUUUAGCCUAUAGUCACGACCAGAAGCUGUACAGCUCUUUUGACUUUGGCAGGAAGUGGCAACUCGUUCACGAACAUGUGACUCCAAAUCGCUUCUACUGGUCAGUAACAGGACUGGACAGGGAGCCCGACCUGUUACACCUUGAGGCCCACACGGCUGACGGACAUUGUCAGUACAUGACAUGCAGAGCUCAGGCAUGUUCAGAGUCCAGCAGGAAUUAUCCUUUCUCUGGAUACAUUGAGAGCAAUUCUCUGGUAGUCCAGGAUGACUACAUAUUCAUCCAGGUCACAACCGCUGGUCGCGCAAGCUACUACGUGUCCUACCAAAGAGAGCCGUUCGUUCGCAUCAAAAUCCCCAAAUAUUCUCUGCCCAAAGACAUGCACAUCAUUAGCACAGAUGGCGGUCAGGUCUUCGCGGCCGUGCAGGAGUGGAACCAGAACGACACCUAUAACCUUUACAUAUCUGACACACGGGGCGUCUUCUUCACCCUGGCCUUGGAGAGUGUGAGAACCAGCCGAGGUCUAGGGGGUAACAGCAUGAUCGACUUGUACGAGGUAGCGGGGAUAAAGGGGAUGCACAUUGCUAACAAGAAGAUCGAGAACCAGGUGAAGACUUACAUUACGUACAACAAAGGACGAGACUGGAGAUUACUACAGGCCCCCGCCUCUGACCUCGCAGGCAACGAAAUUCACUGUGUCCUGCCUUUCUGUUCGCUGCACCUCCAACUACAAAUGUCAGAGAACCCUUACCUGUCCGGGAGCAUUUCCACCAAAACCACGGCCCCCGGAAUCAUUGUCGCCACAGGAAACAUUGGGUCUGAGCUCUCUUACAAUAACGUUGGGAUGUUCAUCUCCUCUGAUGCAGGCAAUACAUGGAGACAGAUAUUUGAAGAAGAGCAUAACGUAUGGUUUUUGGAUAAAGGCGGAGCUUUAGUCGCUGUCAAACAACCCACAGUUCCCACCAGACAUCUAUGGAUCAGUUUUGACGAGGGUAGGCAGUGGACCCGGCACAGUUUCUCGGCGGUCCCGCUUUUCGUGGACGGGGUCUUGGUCGAAUACGGAUGGGAAAACCAAAUAUUGACGUUUUUCGGACACUUCAGUCAUCGUUCGGAGUGGCAGCUGGUCAAAAUUGAUUACAAGGCCAUCUUCACCAGGCUGUGCACCGAGGGCGACUACCAGACGUGGCACCUACACAACCAGGGUGAGCCUUGUGUUAUGGGUCAGAAGCAGAUCUACAUGAAGCGUCGUCCUGGCAACCACUGCAUGCUGGGAAAGGACUACACCGGGAUUCUGUCAGCGGAACCGUGCAUUUGCAGAGCUCAUGACUUUGAAUGCGAUUACGGUUACGAGCGGCGCGGAGACGGACACUGUUCGCCCGCGUUCUGGUUCAACCCCUCCACCGUUUCCAGAAGCUGCAGUCACGGCCAGAACUAUUUCAACAGCACCGGGUACCGUAAAGUGGCGGCGAAUAACUGCACUAAAGGCGUUAAAGAGAUGUACACACCUCGGAAACUGCAGUGUCCAAACCGCGCACCCCGCGGCCUUCACCUGACCACCCGCGACGAGAAGCUCACUGCUAUGCUAGGCAGCAACGUCACCUUCCUCAUCCAGCUGGAGGAGGGUGAUUCUAUGAGAACCAACGUGCAGCUGGACUUUGGGGACGGCACGGCUGUGUCCUACUCUAACCUGAGCUGGACGGAGGAAGGCAUCAGGCACGUGUACCGCACGGCGGGGAUUUUCCGGGUCACCGCUCUGGCUGAGAACAGCAUGGGAUACGACUCCACCUCUCUCUACCUUCACGUCACAUGUCCUGUGGAGCACAUUCAGCUCCUGGCUCCAUUUGUUGUCAUUAAGAACAGGGAGGUGAACCUGACGGCAGUGGUUCGGCCCAUACACUUCAGAACGCUUACCUAUUUCUGGUGGCUGGGAAACAGCACAGAGCCAGUGAUAACCCUGGAAGGGAGCAUCUCUCAUGUUUUCACCAGUGAGGGAAUGCAGACAGUCACCGUCCAAGUGUACUCUGCUAACUCCAUACUACAGGACUCCAGAAACAUAGCAGUUCAAGAAUACUUCAAAUCGCUUCUUUUAUCUUUCUCCCCUAAUCUGGACGAUGCCAACCCUGACAUUCCUGAAUGGAGGCAGGACGUGGGGAGAGUAAUUAAGAAGGCCCUGCUUCAAGUGUCGGAUAUUCCGGAGGAGCAGCUCCUUGUGGCCAUAUUUCCCGGAAUCCCGACGGCCGCCGAACUGUUUAUCCUUCCUCACGAUAACCAGUCGGACGGCAGGAAAAGGAGCGAAGAAGACCUUGAGCAGGUCUCAGACAUCUUAGUGAGCACGUUGAACCAGAACUUGGUGGAGUUUGAAUUAAAACCAGGUUCUCGAAUAACGGUAUACAUCACGCAAUUAACCCUGGCUCCCUUGGUGGACUCUAUCCCCAGACACAGCAGUUCUGCCAUGCUGAUGCUUCUGUCUGUGGUCUUUCUGGGUUUAGCCGUGUUUCUCAUCUACAAAUUUAAAAGAAAAAUCCCCUGGAUUAACAUAUAUGCAGAAGUGAAUCACGAGAAGGAGCAGGAGAUGAUCGGAACAGUGGGCCAAAAUGAUCCCACUCCUAAAAUAACCCUGAGUGAGUUCUCCACCCCUAAGGAACUCAUGGAGAAAGAACUGGAAGCACGACUGAAACGAGGGGCAGGAAAUGUCUGUGAAAGCACAAGGGAAAUCCCCAACUGUACAAGUGUCUGA